Messenger RNA from Strigops habroptila (Kakapo), 703 nucleotides. RefSeq names its product laminin subunit gamma-2-like. The transcript is spliced from 5 exons. Gene Ontology annotation, molecular function: extracellular matrix structural constituent. Lineage: Eukaryota; Metazoa; Chordata; Aves; Psittaciformes; Psittacidae. The record is from RefSeq and is a predicted model, not a curated record. Bases 44 to 703 code for a protein of 219 amino acids.
AUCGCCUGCUGCAGCGGGCGCCCCGUGCUCCCCAGCGCGAGAAAUGGCUGGGUGCUGGCGCCUGCCCCUCUGCUGCCUCUUGGCGUCUGUCCUGCCCGCGGCCCUGGGCACCAACAGAGAAGUGUGCGACUGCAACGGGAUGUCCAGGCAGUGCAUCUUCGACUGGCACCUCCUGAGGGAGACAGGCAAUGGGUACCGCUGCCUUGGCUGCCUGGGCAACACGGAGGGUGCCCGCUGUGAGCGCUGCAAGGAGGGCUUCUUCCGCCAGCGGGAGGAGGACUGCUGCCUGCCCUGCCGCUGCCACCCUCACGGUGCCCUCAGCCCACAGUGCAACAGUGAUGGCCAGUGCAGCUGCAAACCUGGAGUGAUGGGCAAGAAAUGUGACCAGUGCCAGCCGGGCUUCGAGUCCCUCUCUGAGGCCGGGUGCCAGAGGAGUGGGCAGAGCCUGCAGUGUGCAUGUGACCUGGCUGGCAGCACGGGGGACUGCCUCUCCGGCCGCUGUGUCUGCAAGGGGAGCACUACCGGAGAGCGGUGUGAGAGGUGCAAACAAAACUUCUAUAACUUGGAUGCCAGAAAUCCUGCAGGAUGCUCCCCCUGCUUUUGCUAUGGGCACUCAGCUGCAUGUGUCAGUGCAGACAACCACAGCAUCUACAACAUCACCUCCACCUUCCAGCAAGGUGAAGCCCAGGCAGGACAUCCCUAA